GGUCUGUGUGACCCGCACGGCCCGGCCCGCAGGGAGACCCGAGCGCAUGACCCGGGCGGGGGUGGCUGGUCACACGCGGGUCCUCCCGGACGCAUGGCCCGCGCGGCCCAGCGCCCCGGCCCCCGCCCCCGCCCGGGCCGCGCCUCGAACCUCAGCCCGGGACCAGAACCCGAGCUUAGCCCGGGUGCCGCCACCUGCGGCCCCGUGGCCCCCGCUCGCCUACACCGGUCUCGCCGCUACCUGCGGCCGGAGCCCCCAGCGCGCCCGCGCAGCCCCACGCCCUGGGCCGGCCGCUGCCGUACUCUCCCCCGGCGACGCUGCCAGCGCUCGCGGGCCGCGCAAGCCGCCAAGCGGCCGGGGGCCAUCGCCCCGGGCAACCGCGGGACGCCGGGCAGCGCCGCAGGGGGCGGGUGCGCGGAACGAGCGUCUGGGCAGGCCGCCGGGGCCGGGGGCCGGCCGGGCGAGCCGCUGGACGCCGGAAUGGAGCCGGGCGAGAAGAGGCCGUCGUCCACCACGUCGGACGGAGACCGGAGGGAAGAACACAGUCGCCUUGAAGCAAGGAAUUGCACAGGACCCGGCCUCUUCUCCCAGACUGGACAAAUUCAAAAUAGCCAGGCAGCUGACGGACAGAGCCAUCAAGGAAAAGAAGAUCUUCUCCAUCUACGGGCACUUCCCGGUGGUCCGGGCAGCUCUGCGGAGGAAGGGCUGGGUGGAGAAGUUCCCCGUGCUGCCCAAGGGCCCUCUGGGUGCCGAGGACAGCGGGGAGGGGGUCCCUGACCACAAAUGUACUGAAGUAAAAGAAAGCCAGCAAGUCGCCUUGGAGAAAGCAGAGACCAUCCAUGACAUGAUGUCCAGGCUGGUGAAGAACGAGACGCCGCACCUGCUCUGGACCAUCAAGAGGGACGCCGUGGACUACCACAACCUGGCCGGGGACCAGAUGCUGAACCACUUCGGGAAGACGGCCUCCUUCACCACCAAGAUCGGGCUGUGCCUGAGCAUGCGGAGCCUGCCGUGGUACGUCCAGGCCAACCCCGACUCCUUCUUCCCACGCUGCUACGGCCUCUGCACCGAGAGCGAGAAGCAGGAGUUCUUGGACGACUUUCGGCGCACGGCCGCGUCCAGCAUCCUCAAGUGGGUGGUCAGCCACCAGAGCUGCAGCAGCAGAAGCAGAGCCAAGGCCAGGAGGGAGGAGGCCAGGGACAGCGACUCAGGCGGCAGGAGAGAUCCCGAGCUCAGGGGCCUCUCGGGGCAGCUGGUGGACGCUGCAUGCAGGGUGUGCCAGGCCUACCUGGGGCAGCUGGAGCAUGAGGACAUCGAUGUGCUGGACGCCGCGGAGGAGCUGACCGAGGCCGAGUGGCAGGACCUGACCCAGCAGUACUACUCGCUGGUGCACGAUGGUGCCUUCAUCUGCAAUUCGAGGAAUUACCUGUCACAGUGCCAGACGCUCCUGCGUAGGAUCAUGUCCGUGAGCCCUCAGACGGAGAUCGACGGGCUCCAGAACAUCUGGAUCCUGAAGCCUGCGGCCAAGUCCCGGGGCCGAGGCAUCACAUGCAUGGACCGUGUGGAGGAGAUCCUGGAGCUGGUGGCCGCGGAGCAGCCGCCCACCAAGGACAGCCGCUGGGUGAUCCAGAAGUACAUCGAGACGCCCAUGCUCAUCCACGACACCAAGUUCGACAUUCGGCAGUGGUUCCUGGUCACCGACUGGAACCCCUUGACCGUCUGGUUCUACAAGGAGAGCUACCUGCGCUUCUGCACACAGCGCUUCUCGCUGCACAACCUGGACAGUGCUGCCCACCUGUGCAACAACUCCAUCCAGAGGAACCUGCAGAAUGACAGCGGGCGCAGCCCCCUGCUGCCCGGCCACAACACGUGGACGAGCUCCAGGUUCCAGGAGUACCUGCAGAGGAAGGGCCGCGGGGCCGUGUGGGGCAGCGUCAUCUACCCGUCCAUGAAGAGGGCCAUCAGCCACGCCGUGAGGCUGGCCCAGGACCGCGUGGAGGCGCGCAAGAACAGCUUCGAGCUCUACGGCGCCGACUUCAUCCUGGGCAGCGACUUCAAGCCCUGGCUCAUUGAGAUCAACUCCAGCCCCUCCAUGCACCCGUCCACGCCCGUCACGGCCCAGCUGUGCGCCCAGGUGCAGGAGGACACCAUCAAGGUGGUGGUGGACCGCAAGCUGGACCGCAACUGUGACACCGGCAACUUCGAGCUCCUGUGGAAGCAGCCUGCGGUGGAGCUGCCGCCCUUUGGUGGAUCCGACCUGUGCGUGCAGGGGGUCAGCGUGCGCAAGCCCAGGAAGCAGACACUGCCCAUAGCCAGCUUCAACUUCUCGGCUCCACUCUCCCACCCACGGAGCUCCUCGGCCCUGCCCGGCCCGGCUCGGGGUCCCCCGCGGCUGGCGGUGCAGCGGGGCCCCAGGCUGAAGGAGGAAAAGGUACUUUCCCGCUUGGCACAGCCAGGGCCCCUGAAGAGGGGCUGCCGGAAGGCCGGCUCCACCAAGGCCCCGGCCGAGACAGAGCUUCCCGCCUGUCGCUGUCGUCCCGAGGACAGCAAGGCCCCCAGGAGCACGCUCACUGAGGCCCCGCCCACCAGCCACGAGGAUCCAAACCUGUGUGACAGGCAGCCCCUGGCGCCCGCCCUCCAGAGUGGGGACAGCACGGAGGGCGCUCUGUGUCCGUCACCCAGAGUGACAGGGCCGCCGAGCGACCUGCGAGCGCCAUGCCUAGUGUGCCAGGGCCCCCUGCCGCCCACGCGGCCAUGCAAGCGCUGCCGCUCCUUCUGCGCCUCCGUGCUGCAGGGCGCCACCUUCGUGCCGCUGGGCGGCGGGCGGGACGGGCCGUGGACGCUGUGAGGCCGCUGGGACGCCUGCGCGCAGCUGCGGGACCGUGUAUACAAAGCUAUUGCAACGUC
Molecule: messenger RNA, 2907 nt
Organism: Oryctolagus cuniculus (rabbit)
Lineage: Eukaryota; Metazoa; Chordata; Mammalia; Lagomorpha; Leporidae
Source: RefSeq, a predicted model, not a curated record